AUGCGAUGCGCGAGCAAGGCCGCCGAGAGCGCGUCUGCACGUCUCUGUGCGGACGCCGAAGCAGAAACUACAGCAACUGAUAUCCCAUCGGUUGCUGAAUCGACUCAGCCUGUAUCACCUGGUGAUGCAGGCGCUGGUCAUGAAGACACUCGUGUCUUCACAGAGUACGAGCUCGGUGUCUCGUACUCUCCUGAUACGGAUGACGGAUCCGUAUCGACGGCAAUUGAAUCCAAGCCGCCUGCCAAGCGUGGCAUGGACGAUGCUUUGCGUCGCAGCAUCUUUGGUUCAUCUGAUGAGUCAGAUGAACCAUCGCCGAAGCGAAGGCGCUCGAGGUCGCGAGACUCGGGCGCUAAUAGUGGUGUCGUUUCUCCAAUGGACACCACUUCACAGCGAGUGCCAGUACUUCUGUCGGCACGUCGCAGGAAGAGCGGGACCGCAAUGUGUUGCGUCUCGCUCCAGAGAAAGAAGGCAUGGAUGCCUCCUAAAUCUGUCAUGGAUCACUUGUCGGCGACGACGAGUGAUCGUUAUCGAGACACGAUUGUUCGAUUCGUCAAGAUUCAUCACCUUGACCCCAGCGCGAAAGACUAUCGCGCUGAACGCGGAGUUCUUCAUCGAUGCUUUCUUCAGACAUCGAUGGCGUGGAACGCCUACAUCCAUAAUCUCGAGGAUGUAGGUCGUGACGCUUGGAACGACAAACUUAUCAAAGCUCGUGAUAAGUUUGAAAAGCGAACCCCGACAGGUGCACGCUAUAAGCUGCAUCGUCUGUCAAGGGAGAAAGGAUUACCCUGCCUCUCUUGGGGAGACUCGUGCCCAUGUUGUGUGAACAACUCUGCACGAGCACCUAAGGAGGCUUACCUCCUUACCAGCCCGUGGUGGCGCGAAGACUUUCUCCGGCGGUCCUUCUGCGGCACAGGAUGUGUCGCGUCGUACUGCUCGACCAGACCCAGUACGUCAACCAUCAGUGGGAGCGGGGCUCCCAAGAAUCCCAGGACGGGGGAUAGCCGCGCCACCGGACGAGGUAACUCGUCCGACGUCCGUUCACGUCGCGGUGGUUCAACAGCUGCUCUACUAGAUGGCGCUGGCCACCGCGAGAGUCCUCUAAUGGAGGUGGAGGAGGAGGAAAGACGCUCUCCACACGAUCAUGUGGAUCGGUGUGUUCCCGAGAGCUUCUUUGAUCGCGUAACGCAAGGGUUACGCGACGAUCUCGAGCAUGAGCGGAAUAGGCGUCUCCAGAUGGUGGACACUGCCUCGAAGCAUCGAGCUGAGUUUGCCUUUGCUCAGCUUGAGAACGAGAGAUCUCUGACAUCUCUUCGUGACGAGCUAAGGGUAGCUCGUGGGAUUGUUGAUCGGUCUCGGGCUGAGAUAACUGCUCUUCAGACCCUUGUUGAUGCCCACCAUCGGGAGCACAAGGCUCUCUGCGAGAUGCUUGAGCGCAAGGGCGUUCUUCAUCGGAAGAAGCAGCGUACUGAUGGUACGGCUUAA
This is a messenger RNA of Peronospora matthiolae, 1482 nucleotides long. The record is from the annotation of a GenBank genome assembly. NCBI's taxonomy places the organism in Eukaryota, Oomycota, Peronosporomycetes, Peronosporales, Peronosporaceae.